Molecule: messenger RNA, 2499 nt
Organism: Sclerotinia sclerotiorum 1980 UF-70
Lineage: Eukaryota; Fungi; Ascomycota; Leotiomycetes; Helotiales; Sclerotiniaceae
Exons: 1
Coding region: 1-2499 (832 amino acids)
Biological process (GO): mitochondrial tRNA 3'-end processing
Cellular component (GO): mitochondrion
Molecular function (GO): 3'-tRNA processing endoribonuclease activity
Source: RefSeq, a predicted model, not a curated record
AUGCGCAGUUAUAUCCAAUUCCUCACAACACCCACGGUGGAUACGCCUGGGACCACAUUGCUUUUGCACUUCGAUAAUAAAAGAUAUCUGAUUGGGAAUAUUGCGGAGGGAACUCAAAGAGCAUGUGUGCAGUGCAAAAUUGGGUUGAUGAAGGUCGCAGAGGUUUUCAUGACUGGAAAAGUGGAUUGGGCUUCGACUGGAGGAAUGUUGGGCAUGAUUCUUACCUUGGCAGAUGCGACCAGCACUUCGAGAGAGGCACAAUUUCAACAUGAGAACGCGAAAAUGCAGAAGAAAGGAGCGCUUGCCGCAAAACCAGAGAAGGCUUUUCUAAACAUCCAUGGGGGGGAGAAUCUGACACAUCUACUUGCGACGGCUAGAAGAUUUGUGUUCAGGAAUGGGAUGCCAUUAUACACAAAUGAGUAUCGCCCGGAUAGAGAGCAGAGAACGAAUUGGAGUCCUACGUGGAGUGAUGAUAAUAUCAAGGUUUGGGCUAUGGCAGUUAAGUCGGAAAAAAGUGCGAAACGUAGUGGGAAAAGAAGCCAUGAUGAAUUUUCAGAUGAUUCUCCGGACGGUUCUCUGGCUGAAAAAAGCCAGGAUCUUAUACUUAAGGAAGCCCAAGAACUUCAAGAUGAAGAGGAUAAUAAACAUCAAAUACGAAAGUCUGUCGUAUCUUCUAUGUUCGAUUCAGAUUGGAAAUUGGAUACUCUUCAUUCUAUGAAACUCAAGGAUGUUAGAAUGCCUGCUGCCAUUUUCAUUAGGGAUUCAGACGGUAAGAUACAGAGAUAUCAAGGACCGAAACCCGGAGGAGCUCAGGAAGUUCCCGAUAUUGAAGUCCUUACACGAAAACCUUGGCCAGGAGCACUCGUGGAAUCUUUACCUCAGACUAAACCUUCCACCAGUUCAGUCUCAUACAUUAUCAAGAACUAUCCUCAGCGUGGAAAGUUUAAUGCCAAGGAAGCCGAGCGAUUGAAUGUCAAGCGAGGUGCUGAUUAUCGAACUUUGGUGUCAGGGAAAAGUGUGAUUGCGACUGAUGGUACCAUUGUCACUCCAGAACAAGUCUUGGGAGAAAGUAAAGAAGGUAGCGGUGUUGCCAUUCUGGAAGUACCUGAUGUCUCUUACAUUAAAGGACUACUCGCUCGUGAAGAGUGGAAAUCAGAAGAAGUCAUGGCCGGUGUUGAAUUAGUGAUUUGGAUUUUGGGACGUGGUGUUUUAGCAGACCCCAGUAUACAAAAGUUCAUGGAAGAGUACAAGAAAUUCACACAUAUCGUCUCUUCGCAAGAUAAUUCUCCAAAUUAUCUUACUUUUAGCUCGGCCGCAGCCCAGGCCAUUCGUUUGCAUCUUCUCGAUUCAGAACGUUUCCCAAUUCCUUCAUUCAGCAAUGCAUCCGAGCCACCAUCUCAGCCCGUACCAUAUUUAAGGGCAAAAUUAGGGAAAACAAUGCUGCUUGAACCAAAAUUUGAGAUUCAAGAUGACAAGUGCAUUCCUUAUCUUGAUACUCAACAGGUGGUAAAGGAAGCAGAUCCUGAAGUCCUUGCUCUGGCAAAUGAAGCUCGAAAAGAGAUCAUGAGCCCAGAGUAUCAAGCAAAGCUUGAUGAAGUUCAAAAAGACAUACCAUGUAAAGAUGCAGAAGUUAUUACUCUCGGAACUGGUUCGGCUUUGCCUUCGAAAUAUCGAAAUGUUUCAGCUACUUUACUCCGUAUUCCUGAAUAUGGCAAUUACUUAUUUGACGCUGGUGAGAAUACGCUUGGUCAAAUGAAAAGAGUCUUUGGCAAAGAUUUACCAGGUGUACUUUCCAAUCUCAAAGCAAUUUGGAUCAGUCAUCUUCACGCUGAUCAUCAUCUCGGCACUGCUUCAGUUAUUAAAGCAUGGCAUGAUGAGACAUCUAAGAAUGAAGCAACGAGAAACAAUAAACUUGCUAUAGCAUCGGAUCACGGUAUGAUUCAUUGGUUGACGGAAUACUCAGAAGUCGAGCAUUAUGGAUUUGAGAGACUUGAGCUUAUUGAGAUGACUCCAGCAGUCAACAAUCUCUAUGAAGAAUUCACGGCAGCACAAACCGAAGCAUUCGGUCUUUCAUCUAUUCAAGCUUGUCAGGUGAGCCAUUGUCAUGGCGCUUUGGCAGUUGCAUUCAACUUUCCAAACGGAUUCAAGGUUGCUUAUUCAGGUGAUUGUCGACCUUCACAAGACUUUGUUAGAAUUGGCCAGGGUGCAACAUUGUUGAUUCACGAGGCUACAUUCGAUGACGAACUUCAAGGUGACGCUAUUGCCAAGAAACAUUCAACCACCUCAGAAGCAAUGAAUAUUGGAAAGGGUAUGGGAGCAAGACGUAUUUUACUCACCCAUUUCUCCCAAAGGUAUCAAAAGAUACCAGUAAUGGAUAGUGAAGUUACAGAUCAAGUUGCCAUUGUCGCAUUUGAUUACAUGAAAGUUAAGAUAUCUGAUUUUUCGAAGAUAGCGGCAUUUAGACCAGCGUUAUUAAAGCUUUAUGAAGAGAAAGAAUAG